This is a messenger RNA of Sphaeramia orbicularis (orbiculate cardinalfish), 6687 nucleotides long. RefSeq names its product collagen, type XXVII, alpha 1b (gene col27a1b). Lineage: Eukaryota; Metazoa; Chordata; Actinopteri; Kurtiformes; Apogonidae. The record is from RefSeq and is a predicted model, not a curated record. Gene Ontology annotation, molecular function: extracellular matrix structural constituent. The coding region runs from base 214 to 5322 and encodes 1702 amino acids. The transcript is spliced from 61 exons.
UUGCUGUCAUCCUCGUGGAAGGAGAGGAGAUGUCAGAGGGAGACCUUUUCACCGGUUUAUCCCGCGGUUAAUUCUGUUUUUGCUUCCGGCUUGGACAGUGUUUACUCCUCGCGCGACCCUCAAAGGAACACCUGGGAAUGGAAAAAGUUUGCACGCGGAUCUGCCUCGUCUGGACUGUAGUAAAAACUCCCAAGAAAGAAUGAAGUAACCGCUAUGGAGCCGGACAAUGCCCCGUACUCCAAACUCAAGAGCACUGGAGUCGGGGGGAAAGUUCUGAUUCUUCGGACUAUACUCUGUUGUGUCUGCUCUCUAAGACUGGCACAAGCACAAGAUGUGGAUGUUCUUCAGCAGCUAGGGCUUUCUGGCCGAAGGACAGAAGGGUCGUCAUUGUCAGGCACCCGAUCCGUCCCUAAUGGCAUCAUCCCCUUCAAGUCUGGAGUUAUCCUCACCCCGAGGGCACGUAUCCAGGUGCCGCUGCACACUGUUAUCCCUGCUUCCUUAAGAUCCAACAAUCUCUCCCUGAUCCUCAGCCUGUCUGUUCAUCGAAUCAACAGUGCCUUUCUUUUCUCAGUUCUGUCUAAGAAAAGGAAAGUACAACUUGGAGUUCAGUUCAUACCUGGGAAGGUUCUGGUUCAUGUGGGGCAAAGGAGCUCUGUGAGUUUUGACUAUGAUGUCCAUGAUGGACAGUGGCACAAUCUGGCUCUGGAUAUCCAGGGUCAGCAGGUGUCCUUACACACUUCUUGUGGAAAGAGAAGCGUACAUGCAGACUUACCUUCUAAAAAGGAGGAGGCCCUGGAUCCAGAGGGCUCUUUCCUACUGGGCAAAAUGAACCACAACUCGGUGCCGUUUGAAGGUGCCAUUUGCCAGCUUGACAUCUAUCCCUCUGCUGAGGCAGCUCAUAACUAUUGUGAUUACAUUAAGAAACAUUGCAGAGAAGCUGAUACAUAUCGGCCUGUGUUUCCAGCCCUGCUACCUCUAUUUUCCACAGAUCCAAACAUUACUGUCACUCAUAUAACUCCAUUGUCUUUGACAGAGCUUUCCAAAAAGGCCCAGAGACUAACUUUGGCUUUCACAGAGGAAAACACCAGGACUACGGUUCAUGUUCCAACUGACCGCUCUGUGAUGCUGAACAAAACAUCUGUGUAUCAGACUUUAAGCCCUCUAAAACCUGGUGCUGUGUCUGUUUCUCCACCAGUUCAUCAAGGGUUGGAAAGCCCGCUUAAAUUUCCAACUCAGACUGUUACGUCGUCUCUAAGGAUCAGCAUGACGCAAGAAAACCUGAAACUGACUUCACAAGGCAGUCCCGGAAAGGACACAAAUCAAGGAUAUAGUUCUUAUCAAAAUAUGGAUUUACCCGCAUCCAGAGUAUCAUCAGCGAUAAAGUCAAACCUCCAGACUGUAGCAGCUUUAGCACAGGGGUCAUCCUCUCCAAACACCUAUCCUCCUCAUAAAAUACAGUUGACCACACCAGCUCCAAAGAAACCUGAGCCAAAAGUGACCAGUGUGCAGGAUGCCAGACCCACCUCUCUAAUUCUAGUCACUCCAGCUGCAGCAGAUGACUUCCAAACAUUUGACCUGGAACCAACCCGGUUUUCAUUGCUAGCUGGACCACCUGGACUAAAGGGAGAACCAGGACCGCCGGGCCUUCAGGGACUUCCAGGAUUGCCAGGAAAACCAGGAAAAAGGGGCCCACGGGGUCCUCCUGGACCACAUGGAAACCCUGGUCGUCCUGGAUCUCCUGGACUGAAGGGAGAGAAAGGAGAUCCUGGACUGUCCCCUGGUCAAGCCCCAAAAGGACAAAAAGGAGAGCCUGGUGUCAUGGGCCCCCCUGGACUGCAUGGCCAAGCUGGACGAAAGGGACAAAGGGGUCAUCCUGGUCCUGCUGGUCUGCCUGGUGAACCUGGUGAACGGGGAGAUGAUGGAAGCUCUGGGGCCAAAGGCUAUCCUGGCAGGCAGGGUUUCCCCGGGCCUGUAGGAAGAAUGGGGCCAAAAGGCGUCCGGGGUCACAUUGGCAUCCCGGGGCUUUUUGGUCUUCCUGGUCCUGAUGGCGAGAGAGGAAUUCCCGGCAUCCAUGGGCAGAAGGGCAAGAUGGGUAGGCCGGGGUUUCCCGGUGACUUUGGAGAGAGGGGACCUCCUGGCCCUGAUGGGAACCCAGGUGAACUGGGAGCUCCUGGUCCAUGUGGAGUCCCUGGUCUUAUUGGAGACAUGGGUCCCGUUGGUAUGAUGGGCUUACCAGGACUGCCAGGACUCAAGGGAGUACCAGGAAACCCAGGAGAACCAGGACUGAAAGGUGAUAAGGGGGAUGUGGGCAUACCAGGAGAACCAGGGGAGAGUGGAUUCCAAGGGGACAAGGGUAUCCGUGGCUCACCUGGGUUGCCAGGUCCGUGUGGAAAACCUGGACCACAGGGUAUUGUUGGUGAGAAGGGCCCUGAUGGUUUACCCGGUCCUCCUGGACCAGAGGGCUUUCCAGGUGACAUUGGCCCACCAGGACAAAACGGCCCUGAGGGACCCAAGGGGAAGCAAGGGACAAGAGGUCUCCCAGGUCCAAGAGGAACACCUGGACUUCAGGGUGAUGAAGGACCUGUUGGGCCAGCUGGACCGGCUGGGCUCGAGGGCAGACCUGGGAGGCAGGGAUUCCCUGGACUGACAGGCCCAGAUGGACUCAAGGGUGAGACCGGGAUAACUGGCGAGGUCGGAAAGCUUGGCGAGAGGGGACUGCCUGGUUUCAUCGGGCCGAUUGGAGAGAUGGGCAUCGCUGGAGAAAAGGGGGAUCGAGGGAAAACAGGUGCCCCGGGGCCACCAGGGGAACCGGGGCCGAUGGGACACACUGGAAUACCUGGAGACAGGGGUCCACCUGGACUGCAAGGGAUUCCAGGACCCCCUGGUUCGCGUGGAUCCAUCGGCAUCAGAGGACCCAAAGGCAGAAGGGGUCCAAGGGGUCCUGACGGUCCAGUGGGGGAGAAAGGGUCCACUGGAAUAAAGGGUCCUGAUGGCCCACCAGGAAGAUUGGGUAUCACUGGGGAAAUGGGCAAGCUUGGUGAGCCAGGUGAAGAUGGGCCUAAAGGAUUUCUGGGUAUUCAAGGACCCUCAGGACCACCUGGAGCCAAAGGAAUAGCAGGAGAGCCAGGACCACCAGGGCCAACAGGAACAAUUGGGCCUCUAGGGGAGAUGGGAUUGAGGGGGCCACCAGGGAAAGCUGGAGAGAGAGGACUGCCUGGUGAACCUGGAGAGAAGGGUGAUAUUGGUCCACCUGGAUACAAUGGCGAGCAGGGUUUCAUUGGCCAAAGAGGUGAGCCAGGCAUUGAUGGGGAGGCAGGGCCAAGUGGACCUGACGGAGCAAAGGGUGAAAAAGGGGAUGCUGGUGCUGAGGGCGCUGAAGGAGACAGGGGUGAAAUUGGACUAAAAGGAAAGGAAGGACCCCUCGGGCCUCCUGGACUUGUGGGUGUAAGGGGUCAGGAGGGGAAACCUGGUAAAAUCGGUGAGAGAGGAAAAGCAGGAGAAAAGGGGAGCAAGGGUCACCAAGGUCACCUGGGGCAGUCUGGAUUGCCUGGUGAGAGGGGAGAGCCGGGGUUUGUCGGACAGAAGGGAGCAAGAGGAACGAUCGGGCCAGCGGGCGCUCCAGGGAAAAUGGGCCAACAAGGAGAUCCAGGCAUACCAGGAUAUGAGGGUCACACGGGACCACAGGGCCCACUGGGACCUCCUGGGCCAAAAGGUGAAAAGGGUGAACAGGGGGAGGACAGCAAAGUAGAGGGUCCAUCCGGUCCCCAAGGUGUCCAAGGUACUCCUGGAGCUAGAGGAGAGCGAGGAGAACCUGGUGACCCUGGUUACAUUGGUCAAAUAGGAGUUGAUGGAGAGAGAGGUAUGGCAGGUGCCCCAGGGCUUCCUGGACACGCCGGGCCAAAAGGUCAACCAGGGCUGAAAGGAUCCAAAGGUGAUCAAGGUCAGAAAGGAAAAUCAGGGGCGAGAGGUGCAUCCGGAUCCAAAGGACCAACUGGUCCAGAGGGUCCUCCAGGCCCUCGGGGAGUUGUGGGUAGAGAGGGACUCGAGGGUCCGUCUGGAACUGAUGGAGUCGCCGGCAGAGAUGGGAGUAAAGGCGUCAAGGGGGAGCAAGGAGAUGAUGGGGACGUGGGUCUACCUGGCAAACCUGGGCACUGGGGCAAAACUGGUGUGACUGGACUUCCUGGAAGCCAAGGCUCAUUUGGCCCAAAGGGUGAACGGGGUCUCCCUGGCCAGUCUGGUCCUACAGGCCACAGAGGCGCCAUUGGAGGGACUGGACUGCCAGGAAAACAAGGCGAUCAGGGACCCAAAGGACAACCAGGAGAUGCUGGUGAACAAGGAUUUCCAGGGGUCUUGGGUCUCUUUGGACCACAGGGACCACCAGGAGACACUGGCCCAACAGGGAUACAGGGACCAAAAGGACCACGUGGUUUGAUGGGUAUGGAGGGAGCUCUGGGCCCCGUUGGCAUCAUCGGCCCCAGCGGUCAUCCUGGACCCCAGGGUGACAAAGGAAGUCGGGGGGAGACGGGGCUGCAAGGACCGAGGGGAUCCCCUGGCCCUCGUGGACCACCUGGACCACCAGGUCUGUCCACUUCUGCCCUUUCACUUAAGAACGAAGCUCUCGGUGCUGCCUUUCAAAUCAUCAUGGACUCCCGUGCUGCACUGAAGCCAGAGCAGAACUAUCCGAACUUGGACCUGCCCAUGUUAGACCAGAGCACAGAAAUCUUCAAGACGCUGCAGCACCUCAGCACUCUGAUCCAGAGUCUGAAGAACCCGCUGGGAACCCGGGACAAUCCUGCCCGGAUCUGCCGAGACCUCUACAACUGUGAGCAGAGGUUGUACGAUGGCACUUAUUGGAUUGACCCGAACCUGGGCUGUGCUGCAGACACUAUCGAGGUGACGUGUAACUUCACUGGUGGAGGACAGACCUGCCUGAAGCCCAUCACAGUUUCCAAGUUGGAGGUAGGAGUUGGUCGUAUCCAGAUGAACUUCAUCCACCUUCUGAGCACUGAGGCUGUGCAGCACAUCACUAUUCAUUGCCUCAACAUGCCGGUGUGGGCAGCAGGACCCUCUCUGCAGCCUUCAGCUCAGACUGUGAGCUUCAAGGCCUGGACCGGGGAAAAGAUUCAGGCCGGAGAUCUUCUGGAGCCACUGAUACCCAGGGACGACUGCUGGAUCAAAGAUGGCCGCUGGCAUCAGACCCACUUCAUUUUCCAAACGCAGGAUCCAAACUUACUCCCCAUCGUGGACGUGUUCAACCUGCCGCCCACCGCUGUGCCUGGUGCACGCUAUCACCUGGAGGUGGGGCCCGUGUGCUUCUUAUAGGGUCUCGCAGAGGCCUUGAAUACUUGUCAUAGGAGGCUGGUGCUACGGCGGCGUCUACUACAGCAGACUCCCACUUUUCUCUCCACAAAAUAUGCUCGGACUGCAGACGCUGAAUGGAGGGGGCACCAGAGAGGAGGAGCCCGUUGGAAAUGCAGAGAAAAAGAUUUGUGGCACUAAUCAACUUAUGGAAAAAUGAUCAAAAUAAGCUUCUUUUUUCAGGGACUUGUGUCUGUAAAACAAGACCUGUUUUAUGCGAGUGGAAGGAAGUAAUAAUAAUGUCAUCUCUCGGACCACGCUGUAUCAUAUUUCCUUCACGGUCUGAUCCCUAAAACAUCUUCCAAAAGAAAUCUGUACAGAGAUAUCAAAACAGCUACAUUCACAAACACGAUACUUCCUGUUUAAGUAUUAUUUAUACAUGUAUUUUAACUGUGUAUUGUAAUAUAAAGUGCAAUAGUUAUUGUUCCGUGGCCUUCAGGCGUUCUAACAGUAUCAAUCUAACUCAGUUCAGGUAUACAGUGCAGCGUGCCUCAGACACACAGGCAUUCUGUCUCCAGGUUAAGUCCUUCAUGAGCCUCAAACAAGUGUCCGGUGCUGAGAGAGACCCUGUGUUUAUACAGCUACAUGUAUCUUCACACAAACAACUGCUGUGUGCUACUCGUCUAAAGUGGAUCCAAGUGUGUCAAGACGCUACCUCGUACUGCACCCCUCAUCUCACAGCGAUUAAGACGUUACCUGAUGGGAUCUAGGACAAUGCGGAGGAGGUGACACCUGGUGCUGCAACCGUCGACACUCUUUUACAGGAUAAAACUCUCAAAACAAAACAAAGCUACGUCUGUGCUUCACUUAAAAGGGAAGAUGGUAAAACAUAGACACAGGCCAAAUUCAUUAAGUUAUAUGUUCAGUACAGUAGCAUUUUAUUGAAUUCAAUAUUCUCUGUACAAGUCUGAGACUAUAAGUUAAGUAUUUUUAUUUGUCAAAGUGUAAAUGUCUAUAAUUAUGCAACUUUUAUUAUCUGCAAUGGAUGCUAUUUAAAUUUUAUUUAAAUUUUGAUUAGCUUUCCACUUCAGUCUAUUCAUUACCUUCAUGUUUUCAGCACAUUUCUGGUCAUUUGGAGCUUUAAAGAUUCAAUUGUCUGUUUUUUAUUAUUAUUACGAUGUCCACAUGGAAUUGUAUUUGAGGACAUGACCGUCUUGUAUUACUUACUGUCAGUGUAUUUGUCAGUGAAAUGUGCAGGAAUGGUGGUUGUUCCUGCCCAUCUGUAAACUCAGAGGAUUUGUCACGUUACAACACUAACUACCACGGUACAGGACUGCAGUCGAUGAGUCUAAGGACUCAACUGGCAGUUCAAUAAAUGUCUGAACCCUU